AUGUCGGUCCACCGGGGAAAGAAACCAUACGAAUCUGAUAACAGUGCUGAAGGAUUUUCCGAAAAGGACGACUUGAGGCGACAUAAGAAGGUUCAUACAGGAGAGAAACCAUUUGCAUGUGAUAUUUGUGCUAAAGUAUUUUUGAAAAAGGAUUAUUUGAAGCGGCAUAAGAGGGUUCAUACAGGAGAGAAACCAUUUGCGUGUGAUAUUUGUGGGAGGAGAUUUGCCCAGAACGGUAACAUGAAGAGCCAUCGGUUGUUAUCAUUGCGGACUAGGCAUCCAGUGGAGUCAAGAAUAGCAGCCACUGAUGUGAACAAACCGCAAUGUCCUAUUUCAAGAAUCCUGGGGUCAAAUUCAAGAAAACGCCAAUAUAUAUGUGAAAUUUGUAAUAAAAGGUGUUCACAAAAGGGUGAUCUUACGAAACAUUUGCGUAUUCAUACAGGCGAGAAACCAUAUAUCUGUAAAUUUUGUGGACGAGGCUUCUCUCAGAGUUCAUCAUUGAUAAAACAUCUGGGGAUUAGUGAUUUGAAGAAGCACGUUCGUAUCCAUACAGGAGAGAAACCAUAUGUUUGUAACAUUUGUGGGAGGGGCUUUUCCCAGAAGGCUAGUCUCAGAGUUCGAGCCUGA
Lineus longissimus is the source of this 627-nucleotide messenger RNA. Its product is annotated as zinc finger protein 271-like. Gene Ontology annotation, molecular function: DNA-binding transcription factor activity, RNA polymerase II-specific; RNA polymerase II cis-regulatory region sequence-specific DNA binding. Bases 1 to 627 code for a protein of 208 amino acids. Gene Ontology annotation, biological process: regulation of transcription by RNA polymerase II. The record is from RefSeq and is a predicted model, not a curated record. The transcript has 4 exons. NCBI's taxonomy places the organism in Eukaryota, Metazoa, Nemertea, Pilidiophora, Heteronemertea, Lineidae.